Messenger RNA from Lagenorhynchus albirostris (white-beaked dolphin), 1681 nucleotides. RefSeq names its product desmocollin-1-like. Gene Ontology annotation, biological process: homophilic cell-cell adhesion. Gene Ontology annotation, cellular component: desmosome; membrane. Gene Ontology annotation, molecular function: calcium ion binding. The record is from RefSeq and is a predicted model, not a curated record. NCBI's taxonomy places the organism in Eukaryota, Metazoa, Chordata, Mammalia, Artiodactyla, Delphinidae.
AUGGCUGUGGCCUCCACUGCCCCAGAGAGCAUAUUCUCUAAGCAGCUCCUUUUCUCUUUCCUGGUUUUAAUAUUAUUUUGCAGUGCCUGUCAGACUAUUUCUCUUCAAGUUCCUUCUCAUCUUCAGGCUGAAGCACUUGUAGGCAAAGUGAAUCUGAAGGAGUGUCUCCGGUCGGCCAGCCUAAUUCAGUCAAGUGGUCCUGACUUCAGCAUUCUAGAAGACGGCUCCACUUACACAGCACAUAACCUCAUUUUGUCUUCUGAAAAGAAGAAUUUUUCCAUUUUGCUUUCAGACACUCAGAGACAGGAACAGAAGGAGAUAGAAAUUGUACUGGAAGCAGGAGGAAGGAAGAUCUACGCCUAUGCAACUACUGUGGACGGUUAUGCACCUGAGUACACACUCCCCUUACUAUUCAAAGUUGAAGAUGAUAACGAUAAUGCCUCAUAUUUUGAAGACAAAGUGACUGUCUUUAGUGUGCCUGAGAAUUGCCAAACGGGAACUUCAGUGGGAAAAGUGACUGCCAUAGACCUCGAUGAACCUGAUACUCUACAUACUUGUCUGAAAUAUAAAAUCUUACAGCAAAUUCCAGACAAUCCAAAGCAUUUCUCCGUACAUCCAAACAUCAUCACCACAACUACACGUUUACUGGAUAGAGAAUCAUUGAACUAUGAAGUACAUCGCCAAAUGGUUUUGCAAAUUGGUGUACUUAACGAAGCACAAUUCUCUAAAGCAGCAAACUCACAAACUCCUACUAUGUGCAUUACAACUGUCACUGUUAAAGUUAAAGACCAUGAUGAGGGCCCCAAAUGCCAACCACCAGUAAAAGUUAUUAAGAGUAAAGAUGCUCCCGUGGGCACAACACUCCUUGGAUACGAAGCGGUGGAUCCGGACAGCAGCACUGCUGAGGGCUUAAGGUAAUAAAAAAACAGAGAUGAAGAUAACUGGUUUGAAAUUAAUGAAUACACUGGUGACUUGAAAACUGUAAAAGUUCUAGAUAGAAAAUCAACAUUUGUAAAAGACAACCAAUACAAUGUUUCCGUGAUUGCAAUGGAUGCAGGUAUUUUGUUUACAUAUAUCUGUGUUACUGCUAAGAGUACAGUAAAGAAAUGUUUUCCAGAAGAUGUAGCCAAGCAAAACUUAAUUGUAUCAAAUACUGAAGCACCCGGAGAAGAAGUGAUGGAAGCAAAUAUUAGACUCCCCACACAGAAAUCCAACAUCUGUGACACAAGAAUGUCUGUUAGCACACUUGGUGGCCAGGGAGUCAAAACACAUCAAAGUUUUGGGGUGGUCAAAGGCUGCUACACUCUGGACCCCAUCAAAGGAGGCAGACAUCAGACCUUGGAAUCUGUCAAGGGUGUAGGACAAGGAGUGACGAACACCAGCAGAUACACAUACAAUGAAUGACACAGCUUCGCCCAACCUCGGCUUGGCGAAAAGGUGUAUCUGUGAGGAAAAGACAAGGAGCAUAAACAUUCUGAAGACUACGUUCACUCCUAUAACUAUGAAAGAAAAGAGUCUGUGGCUGGCUCCGUUGGCUGCUACAGGGAUCCGCAGGAAGAAGAGGGGUUUGAGUUUCUAGAUCAUCUGGAACCCAAAUUUAGGACCCUAGCAAAGACACGUGUAAAGAAAUAAGUGUGCCUUUUAAUAGAGUAACAUCUACGAUGCAUAUGUAGGAGUUUAU